AAGUAAUAGUUGUCAUUUCGAUCAGUCAUGGAGAAAUUUUGAAAUAUGUUUUAGUUAAAACUGUAAUACUUAAUACAAAAAAUAUAUAAUUCUGGCAAGAAUAAAAUGUUAUUUCGCGCAAAAUGUGUAACAUAUAACCUUGUUAAGUUUUAUCUUGGCAAGGUCAAUGGAUCCAGAAGAUACAGCAUGUGCUGCCCGCCUCGGCCUCCACCGGGACAAUGUGGGUGUCCGUCACAAGUGCCAGGGGGCGGUCGAGGCAUUGUGCCCCCGGCGAACUGCAGGCCCGGCCCCAUAGCUGCCAAUCCCUGCAUGCCCCAACAUUACCACGGCAAAGACACUUGGAAAAAAUACAAGUAUAUUGCUUUGUUCGUUUGCUUGCCGCUUAUCAUAGUACAAGGACUGCGCGUCUUGAACAAUGAACCACAUCAGAAAGACGUUUGUCGUGAUUAUGAAUACAUGCGAAUACGUACAAAAAGGUUCCCGUGGGGUACUGGCGAGAAAACAUUUUUCCAUAACGACCUCGUAAAUCAUUUGCCUGGUGAUUGCGAGCCUCCGCCUCUAGACUGCGAUUAGAAUUAAACAUACUCUAUAUAUAAAUUAGACGUAACCUGGACUGUUUGUUUUGUCAUAUUUUAUAAAAUAAAGUG
Achroia grisella is the source of this 647-nucleotide messenger RNA. RefSeq lists its product as uncharacterized. NCBI's taxonomy places the organism in Eukaryota, Metazoa, Arthropoda, Insecta, Lepidoptera, Pyralidae. Gene Ontology annotation, cellular component: mitochondrial inner membrane. Gene Ontology annotation, biological process: mitochondrial electron transport, cytochrome c to oxygen. The transcript has a single exon. Gene Ontology annotation, molecular function: enzyme regulator activity. The coding region runs from base 106 to 573 and encodes 155 amino acids. The record is from RefSeq and is a predicted model, not a curated record.